Ceratitis capitata (Mediterranean fruit fly) is the source of this 669-nucleotide messenger RNA. Its product is annotated as protein C10. Lineage: Eukaryota; Metazoa; Arthropoda; Insecta; Diptera; Tephritidae. Gene Ontology annotation, biological process: post-embryonic development. Bases 116 to 466 code for a protein of 116 amino acids. The transcript has a single exon. The record is from RefSeq and is a predicted model, not a curated record.
AAACAAAAGGAUAUCUUUACAAUUAUCUUCAAAUACACAUAAUCUUGCACUACCUGCUCAAUAAAGAUAAAAAGCAAUAACAACAAUAACUUAAGUUUUUUACAACAAUAACAAAAUGUCGUAUUUACUAAAUUUUAGCAAUGAUACUGCCAAGCAAAUACUUAUAGAAAUUAUACGCACUGUGAAUCAGCCGGAGAACUCCAAAAAGUUGUCGGAGGCAAAAGCCUCCGCAGGCAAAGAAAUGUUGUUAAUGAUGCAGCAUGUUUUUCCACUUGUUAUGCAAUUACAAACAGAUGUAAUCAAAACUUAUGGUUUUCCAGGUAACCGAGAGGGAUUAGUGCAAUUUUCUCAGCUAGUACGUGAAAUGGAACGUGAGGAUGUGGAAAUCGCCCGUCUGCGUAGCCAGAUAAGAGCCAUAUAUUUGCCACCCAUAGCUAUAAAUACCACAAACGAUAUAUUGAUUUGAGAAAAAGUUAACAUAGAAAAUUAAGACUGAAAGCAAAAAAUGUAUUAGUAAUAUUAAAGGGCCACCUAAGGAGCGACAGGCACUACAAAGCAUUUAUCUAAAAAUACGCCUACUAAAUUAUCUUACAAUUACAUACAUAUGUAUAUACAAAAGAUAUUCAAUUCCAUAAAUAUACGAUAGGUUUUUGUAAGCUAUUUUGCAUC